UCUAUGAAGACGCUUGAUCAAAACCAACAGCUUCUAGUUCCCAUGCACUAGCAAGCGUGGCCAUUUUGCCGACGAUUGGUCGAUAAUCCUGUCGCUGUUGACACUGUUCUUAUCUCAAAUCGGAUAAAACUAAAAAAUCCGGCGGUCAGCAAAUGCCUGGCCACAGCCUUCUGAGUCACGCUAGCUCGCAGCAGUGAUGAAGCAACGAUACAGAUGAUCCACAACCUUCGUGGAGCGCCUCUAAACACGAUUUAUACAAUGAAAUCGGUAUUCCUUAUCGCUUCCCUUCUUCUGAUCAAUGCUUCUGUUUUGUCAGGUAAGCGAUACCAACGCGGAAAGUGAUUCUAUAAACAAAAGUUGACUUGAAGGAAAUCCCUUUAUUGCAGAUUGCGGUCUGCGAACUCUUACUUAUGUCGUGGAAGCCAUUAAGGCCUUCACCCAUUUUCAACACGAUAAUUUUCUAAGGUUCACAUCUCCGUGUUAAUCUUCUCACCAGCUUUUCCUAGAAUGUGUUCAAAACCCCAGCAUAGUAAGGUCUUAAAUGGGGCGUAAAAUAGUUCUUAUUUUUCUCUGUAAUUAGAUUUGCGCUUUGUAAGCGUGAGAGAAGACAAUAUUCGCUGUUAAAUAACAUUUGCGAUUAUCUGUGAAAAAGAAAACGUUUAUCUUUUCAAUUAACGCAUAGACCUCAUUUAACCUUCAGUGCGCACAUUUCAGUUAACUGAUGCAUCAUGCUGAUCGCUAAAAGCUUUUUGACAAAUGAAUAUUUUACCUUUGUUUCUAUCACUGAUAUUUCAGAGAAAGCCGACGUCUGUGAGGUUAUGCCUGACAUUUAAGUGGCAGCUGUGUCUCUUUUGUCUACCUUUUACUUGAUAUGGCUCUUUACAUUUCAGCAUUUCUUGUUUUAAUUUCUCAACAUAUAUGCUCUUUUCUGAUAAUUAGUACGUCGCCGAAAAAUUUUCGUUCAUAGUUGGAAUUUUUUUAAGGCUUUUUGCCGCCAAGAUUCUCAUUUAUUUUGUAUUAGCGAAAAGCGCUUUACUGUAAUUACAUUUUCGGCAAAUCAGCAUUGAAUCCGUCAGGCAAGAGUUCAAAUAUUUUUACAAUACCUAGACUAAUGUUUAUUAGCGGCUUAUAAUUUUCAUACUUCCGGUGUCUUGCGCGAGGCUGAGGUUAAAUAAUAUGGAAUGAAAAAUAAAUAUCACCUCCCGGCUUUUUUUCGGCGAGUUUUUCACUAAGCAUUCUGUCUGUGGCAAAUUGACGAAAUUACAUGCGUGACACACGUUUGAAUUAUGACAGCUGCAAAUGAUAGUUUUAAAAACAUUUUGUUGAAAAGCGAGGGUAAAAUCGACUUACACUUAAGAAGGAAAAAGGAAAAGUUAGUGGGAGAGAACCGGCGACCUUUUGGUCUAAAUCCAUGAUCCAAUUAAACUCCGCAAAAACCAUAACCUCUCUUAAUGUAUCAAGAUCUGUACGCCGGUGUUGCGAAGGAAUUUAUCUAAGAGGAAACUGAAAAUAUGCUUUGAUGCGAUCCUAUACUCACUAAACCUUUUCGGCACGUCAUAUGAUAUUCAAAUUAUCUUCUCUGGAGACUCGAAAAAAUUCCAUCUGCUGCAUGAUAACAAAUCAACCACAUACUUCAAGAGGCAUCUCAUUUCUUUAAUUUGUAGGGGUCCGUCAUCCAUGUAGUAUAAGAAAUCGCGACCCCUCAUCGCACAUUUCUACCGUUUUCCUCAUUCAAGUUCUGUCUAGCAUUUUUUUCAGUUCACAGUUAGAAUCUCUUUUGAUAAGUCCAUCUUUCAUGGUUCGGACAAAUUUCCUACUCCACCUAUUAUCCUGAAAAAGAUCUGGAUCAGAUGACCUAGUUGAAUUUUCACAAGUGAGUGCCGAGUGUACAUUUAACCUUCUCCUCUCGCGCGCAAUUAAUUAACACGUAAUCAAAUCCUGUCAAAGUAAACCAAAAAAUGCCUUGAUAUUGGUUGGGAUGCACUUAAUCAAAUUCUCUUUUCUGUAUGUCUCUGAAAAAAAUUUAAAAUAGAUUAAAAUGGAAAAAAAAAAUCUCGGAGAGUUUCUUAUACCCCAUUCACACUAACAAAACAUGUUUAGAUAAACCAGAUUAAACUAUCCAAAAUUCAACAACAACAACCCGGCUGAAAAAUUGUAUUGAUUUUCCAGAGACUUUAAGUAAUCUCAAACUUGCAUUUUCAAAGAGCUAAAUUGGAAGUUGUAAACAUUAUUUUAAACAGCCUCUAAAAAGACAAAAGUUUUCAACCGUGUUUUUUUAAAAAAAGCUCUGACAUGUCUAAAACAUGUUUAAGCUUUGUUGUGAAUGGAGUAUUUUUUAAAAAACUCUUUGAUGAUCCCUACACUGAACGAAUUUUGAACGAAUGUUUCGUUUGCACGUGUCGAAGUCAUCUCGUCAUCAAGGACCAUACGAGUCCUAUUUAUUGUCAUAAAACCAACAAUGUCUUUUACUUAGCAGAUAUGGCUUCCUCAAAUUGGUUUAAUCAAUCAUAAAAACUUGAAUGCAUGGUGGCCAUUAUAUACUUAGGGAGAAGUUUGCUCCGAAGGCCAUGAAAAUUUAAUAUUCCUCUCUCGAAAGUACGUAUGCUAUAAGGACACUGACUAAGUUUUUUUUAUUCCAAAGAGUAACUGAAUCUAUCGAAAAUUUUCUAAAAAAUGGAAAAAAUUCCAAAAAAAUAACUUACGGAAGCCGCCAUUUUGAAUCAUGCAUAAAAGCCCAGCCUCUUACCUGUGACGUAACAAAAUUUCAAGCAUGCGGCCAUGUCAUGUUAGUUGUUUUUCGAAAUGGCGGCUUUUAUCGUCGAACCGCAAGAUAAUUUUAAAACAGUUUUCGAUUGUGUAGGUUAUACUUUGAAGUCAAAUUCGAAAUUAAUUUUCAGGGCAAUACAAACAGGACUGGGCACUACCUCAGACUCUCAAGAUCUGAUCGUUAAUUCUCCACUAUACGAGUUCUUUUGUUUCAGAGAGUUACCAUAAUAAGGUGCUAUAUCAAGAUUUUUGAAGAUGAUGCUAUCUUUUGUCUAUUCUCAACAUCUAUUUUCUGCAUUGUUAAGGUAACGAGAAGUUACAUGCUGCCGAUAACCUACGGGGGCUAAAUUGUCGAUCAUUCAACUGAAUAACGAUUAAAAACGUUACCAUUUCUAUUCUUGUCUUUGUACUUGCUUCAUCAAACCAUUCUUUAAUUGGAUGCAAUUGUCAAAAUACAGUCAAUGCCGAUAAACUCUCAAAAAGGAGGUCCACACAUGUAAAAUUCCACAAUUCCGUGGUUGAUUUAAUUAUUUUUUGUUUCUCUUUUAGUAGCAGUUAACAAAUGUUUCAACUGCGUCGAAAGCAACUGGAAUAAGUGCGAAAAGAGUCAAACCAGAACACAGUGUACGACGUCUUUGUUGGGGAAUACUCACUGUUACUCUGCUAAUGGACAAUACGACAAUGGCACAGCAGUUAUGGAUGUGGUGGCGAGGGGCUGUAUCGACUGCUCAGGUAAAUCAUAUUAAGAAAUAAGCCCACAUCACUCCCUGAGAGGAGCGGGGAUUUCCAAGGAAAAGUUUGCUCAGGAAGUAUCGUUAUUUUCAACCUAAUCUUACGAUGGACAACGGUAUCAGACUUUUUCAUUUGCUUCACAGAAGAAUUUUUUCAGAAAAAAUGGUAUCCGACGUACCAGGUUACUGAGCAAGAGCCAUCAGUAUGUGGUAAUUUCCCCGUUGUUAAUUAUUAUCACAAUUAUCAUUAUUAUUACGAUAAUUAUAAUUAUCAUUAUCGUUGUCAUCAUCGUUAUUAUUAUCAUUGCUAUUACUAUCAUCAUAAUUUUUUUCAUUAACAAAUCAGCAUAUCAAGAACUAUAUCGAUGAUAAUUUAACGUACCGUAUUGGCUAGAGUCACCAUUGGCAAUUAGGGCGUGGUUAGCUAGGGUUUUGUUGCACCUCAAUAGGAAACCUCAUUUUCCUUUCAAUCGCACAUACUACCAAAUAUCACGGCCUUUUGUCACUGUUGUUUACUUUCUGUACCUUCUGACGACUGAAACCUAUGAUGAUUUGCACCGAUGUAUCGCGGAGAAUUAUGGAAAAUAUAUGGAAAGGUCAAAUCUGCGGAUGAGACUGAUUCACACAGCAGCCAGAGCUUAUCAGCUAAUUGCUCCCGCUCAUGGACGGGAUUUUAGUUUAUAUUUGGUUUCCCUGAAAAUUCUCUGCACCUUAAUCAUGCCCCCUCCUGUAAAGAUGCUUUGAGGGUAACAAGAUGACAGUAUCCAAGGUAACCUAGGAGAGGCUAGAACCCACACCUCUCGAUGCGAAGUCGAGCUCGCUGACCUUUCCGUGCGUACGUGACCCUAUAUUGUAUUUAUUUGUCCUUUUUGUCCCGUAGACUCAAAAAAGGCUUGCGAGAAGUUAGAAAUGAUGAUGAAAUUUACCAGUUACAAGUUGCUGAGUUGUAAUAUUGUUUGCUGUUCAGAAGAAAAGUGUAACACGAUGAUGCCAGAACCUACAACUACCGCGGCGUUUGAAAGGGAAAGUCACUUGUCUCCUGUACCACUGUUUUCCGCAGCUUCCAUGAUGAUUGAGAACGUUUUUCCUUUUGUCAAACUUGCGUUCUUAAUACACAUUCUGAUCUAAUAACCGAGAAUUUCUUAUCCGCUGUGGAGAGUCAAACUUUUUCACAUUUGUAGCAAGAUGCUAAAGAUGGAAGUGUAUUCCCGAACACACUUGAGGACACGAGAUACGUAUAGUGUCUUGGCAAAAAUAUUUUAUGAAAUUUGUUUGCUAUUGCUGUUUGGCGGAGGCAAAACAGUAGCAACAAAAACAACAUCAGCAAUCUUUAUUUGUAAUAUUCUUGCCUAAAAAUUAGAGUUCUGACUGUGUGGGAUGGACCAUAAAGGUUAAUAGAGUCUGGUAGCCCAAAAAGUAUUCAGAUUUUGAAUAUCGCGUCGUGUGUAAGAAUUUG
Molecule: messenger RNA, 4953 nt
Organism: Pocillopora meandrina
Lineage: Eukaryota; Metazoa; Cnidaria; Anthozoa; Scleractinia; Pocilloporidae
Source: the annotation of a GenBank genome assembly